AUCUCCGGACCUGUUGCGCUCUGCGCCGGGCUACAGUUCCAAGGAGCGCCGACGCAACAAGUUUCCCUUGAAAGGUUUUCGCGACCAGUCACACGGAUGGAUUUCAAAGAGUUUGGAGAGGAAUCCUCAGAUGGAGAGGCGGAGGGUCUGGACAGCGUGAAGGCUCUAACGGAGAAGCUGAAGUUGGAGACGCGCAGGCCAUCGUAUCUGGAGUGGCAGGAGAGGGUGCUGGGGCGCCCGUGGAAGGAGAGGAGCGCAGGAGACAGUCCAGACCCCGAAGGACAAGCCGUGGCCAUGCCUGCAGUUCUGAGGAACGAGGACUCCGAGCUGACGGUGCGCAACAUCUGUGGCUUUGAUACCAUUGAUGAUGCUUUGGAUUUUCUGAGGAAAGAGCUGAGGGAGAUGCAGGUCCAGGACAACCGUCUGGCCCGUCAGCUCAUCCGUCUGCGGAGUGAGAUCCACCGGCUGAAGGUGGAGCAGGUCUGCCACCGUCACAAGGAGAUGCUCGACGACGCUUCCUACGAACUGGAGGAGUGCGGGGAAGAGUCAGACCUGCUCUGUGACAUUCCAAUGAAGGCCGCCUUUGCUCUGUCCACCCCCCUGAAGCAUCUGGGCCUGACCAAGAUGAACAUAAACUCCAGACGGUUCUCGCUCUGUUAGAACUCGGUGAACUGGGGAGCUUCCCAGCUCCUCUGUGUUGGCAUAAAGAAUGUUUUCACAGUUAUUUCCUCUUCACUGAGGGCUUGGUGUGAAAAUGAACUUUCACAUGUGCCUGACAUGAAUGAGGAAACCUCUGUAUGCAGACCUGUGGAGGCACACACCUUUCCUACUGUCUGAGCUUCCUGCUGGAAUGAUUCAGGGCAUCUUUGUUGUUGCACAUUAUUAAAAAGAGACUGCAGGAUAAUUCAUUGUUUUAAUGUUAUCAGGGAUAUUUUGUGAUGCAAAAACACAUGUUUCUAUGCUCUGGAGAGGGCUUAUUGGAAAAAAAUUGAAGGGAACUUUCAAAAAUUUCAUUUAAUUCACUUUGGUCACUUUGCCAACAAAGUCACAAACCUAAUCUGAAGGGAAAUACAUUGAAACGAUAAUUUAAAAAAACAAUUUAUCUGAAAAGAAGAACCUUGUAAUAACAAUUAGCAGCUUUUCUGUUUACCUAAAUCCCCAAAUGAAGGGCCUGGAAGCUGUAGGUUUGCACAUGUUCAGUUUGAAAUGUCGUGUUCUUCGAAUAAAUCAAAGACUUUGCAUUCAGGGCGCACACAGGAUCAGAUAAAGGAACGUUCAGUUAAGCAGGUGCCUAAAGUAAAUACUCUGAGCUCUUGAGGCCCCAUUCGUCCAUGGCAGGGGGAAAUCAGAGGCUACAUGCAGCAGUUUUUACACCUCUCCUUCACAAGACCAAAAUAUCUCUGCAGUCUCACCACUGCAGUGACAAAAGCCAGAGGGCCCGAGGUUUAUGCGUAUAGCCAGGGGCCCCGGGUCUGGUGUCCUAGUUUCCAGAUGCAACAGAGCUUCUGUGUGUUUGUUCAUUGAUUGUAGAUUGUUAACAAGUAAAAUGAAUGAAAUCUUUGUGGAUUUUACUGUGUAGUAAUCUCAUGCUUUAUCCAUUUUAGACAUCUACAUGCAUUUCCUUUAGUCAGGGAACUAUAGUUAGAGAUUGCUGUUUUUUGACCUUGGGGGUCAUGCUUUGACUUCCAUUGCUCAGCUGACAAAGAGGAGAUCUUUCUCCUUCACUUGUGGGACUGUUAAACAAAAACAGUCCAAAAGAAUAUGGAGCAGGUAUAGAUGGGGAAUUUUAAUUAAAACUCAAAACCCUUUUUCCUGCAAGAAAUUGAUGUUUCUGAACAGCAAAUGAACAGAGAAAUGAAGAUCAGCCAAAUAUCCUGGUGUCCCUAUCACCCUAGGAUUAGACCAGUUUGCCUUCAAGACAGUGGCACAGAGCGUAGUUCUGAACCCAGCAGGUUUGUCUUUUGUCAACUUCCUGCUGAGAAAUGUGCAUUCAAUAAACCAGAUAGAAUAAAAUCCUGACAUUGCCAUUGUAUGUUUGGCCCUCGGACUUCCUUUGAAUGUUUUUCACAUUGUAUGAUUGUCAAUAUAGGCGUUUUGUUGUGAGCGUGGCCAGUCAGAUGAACCUACCAGCUGUAUGUGGUUGACCAUGCUCACGACCAGUUCUUCAAAUGACCACCAUCAGUGGUCAUUUGAAGAACUGGUUUAGAUGGUGUAAAAGAAGUUUACACCUACAGUAAACGAAUGUACAAGAAGGUCAAAGCAUUUUGGAUUUUUUUUGUUAUUUUUUUCCUUUUGUUUCCUUUUAAUUUGCUGUUUUGAUUUUGUUAGCAGACCUUUGAGUCCAUUAGGGGCAUAUGAACUGCCAAGUGGUUGAAUUUAAACUCACCUUGCCUCGUUUCAUCCAUUCACUCAGGAUGUCAUGUUUCUUCAUGGCUCUUUGUGGUGACUCAAAUAUUUCUAUAGAUCUAGUAUUAAUAUGUCUACAUGGAUCUUUGAGAAAUAAAAUGAAAUCAAGCUUUUUGUAUUUGUGGUAGAUCUCAUAUUUUAAACAAUAGAGAGCAGAUCUAAUCUUAAAGUACACAGUGUACUCUUGGGGAUUUAUUAUCUGUGGGUGUUUGUAUGCAUCUUAUAGUCUCAUAUUAGUGGUGAUAUACAGGUACUUUUCUCAUUUUGUGGGUUACUUUUAAAGGACUCCUUUUGUGUCCAUGAGCGGUUUGAUUUUUGCCUGGUACGUUGUGGUGUCCAUCAUUACAGGGACUCUGUCUUAACUUGGUAGGAUUGUGAUAGAAGUCUCUUUACUGUGGGGAAUGUGUUCAUUUCAGGACGUACACGACUACAUAUUAUAGCUCUGCUUUUUUUCCCUUCAUCCUUUUUUUAUCAUAUCAGUUUUUGAUGUGAAGAUGAAGUUUUCUUGUCAAGAUAGAGUUCCUUUUUUUUCCUCGUUAGUGCGUUGGCGUUGUGGUUCAGGUUGCAUUUGCUUUAUGCCUUGUGUUAGGUUGUGUUGGUUUCUCUUCAUUAGUUUCUUUUUACUUUUGUCAGACAAAUCUAAAUUAAUUUAAAACAAGUUAAAGAUUUUAGAAUUUAGCAAUAUGUGUUUUUACUGAAUGGAAAGAAACUGAAAGAGAAAAAGAACCUAAUUAUGAGCAUAUUUACAGUCUAUCUGCCUAAGUCGAACAUAACUAAGAAAGUGCCUUACAAUGUAAGUUUUUAUUUUCAUCACUUUAAUUCACUUGUAAAUGUUUCUUGCUGGUGUCCGUUUUCACUCAAAUACAAUAAAGCAAAGAACUUCC
Messenger RNA from Oryzias latipes (Japanese medaka), 3290 nucleotides. It is a transcript of the gene fam167b, whose product is annotated as family with sequence similarity 167 member B. NCBI's taxonomy places the organism in Eukaryota, Metazoa, Chordata, Actinopteri, Beloniformes, Adrianichthyidae. The record is from RefSeq and is a predicted model, not a curated record.